CUGCAACACAGUUAUAGAAAGAUUUGAAGAACUAUGCAAAAAUUUGAAGCACGUGGACAAAGCUGUGAAGAAAGAAGCCCAUGAAGAAGUGAUCAGAGUAGCAAUACUCAUGUUUGUAGUCAUGGUUCUUUUAGCUAAGAAAAAUGAUGCUCCUGUUCCGGGAUGGAUAAUUGGAAAAAUAGGGGCAAAAGAAGAAGAAAACUUCCCAUGGGAUACAUGGGCUUAUAGAGAAUCCUUACCUUCGUUGAGAAAAGAUCUGGACACAAAGCUUCAUAAAAUAGAAAAAGAGAAUGGAUCACAAACAUUGAUGUACACAGGGUUUUUAAUUCCCGUAACGAUAUUGCUUUUGGAAUGUGCUCCGGAUUUUGCUCAAAAGUUUGCUAAAAGAAUGCCUCAACCUAGUCCUGCUAUGCCAAGGUUAUGCCUCUGGAAGGACAAGAAAACAAAAAGGAUCGGUAAUGAACAGGUUAAAGAAGCUAUAGAAUCAAUAAAAAGUGUACAGAGUAUACUCCAACCUGACUUGAUGGAGAUUAAUUGUACUUGGAUGAUGAACUUGAAGCAUACAAAAGAUGCUCACCCGAAUGCCGAACUUGAUAGAUAUGUCAAAGCAUUAGAGAAAAAAUUAGUCUCUAUUCCAGUCUCAUGCAAAAGAAAGUUAAGUGAGGUGAAAAGUCUUGUAAAAGAGAAACAGUCUUCUAAAAAGAUGAAGGUGCUAAAUAAGAAUGCACAUAAGAUGGAGAGGAAGAAGAAAGGAGAAGUAGAAGUAGAAGUAGAAGUAGAAGGAGAAGGAGAAAGAGAAGUAGAAGUAGAAGUAGAAGGAGAAGGAGAAGGAGAGGGAGAGGGAGAGGGAGAAGGAGAAGGAGAAGGAGAAGGAGGAGAGGGAGACAGUGAAGGAGAAGAAGAGGGAGAAGGAGGAGAGGAAGAAGGAGAAGGAGAAAGAGACGAGGAAGAAGAAGAAGAAGAAGAAGAAGAAGAAGAAGAAGAAGAAGAUGGUGCUAAACAGCCGCCUCAAACUCAAUCCACACAUACCUCUAUUCCCUCUCCUCAUGCCUCACAUAUUCCGUUUUCUCCCUCUCAUCACAGCAAACAACCAUCUAAGUCCCCUCAGUCUCCUGUCAAUGACUAUUCUUCACGAUCAUAUAUUGAUAAAACGUUUGAAGAAAUGGAUGCACGGUCAGAAAGAAGGCAUAACAUACUAAUAGAGAGAUUUGAGAGGUUUGAAGAAAUGGAGGCACGGUCAGAAAGAAGGCAUAGCAUACUAAUAGAGAGAUUUGAGAUGUUUGAAGAAAUGGAGGCACGAUCAGAAAGAAGGCAUAACAUACUAAUAGAGAGAUUGGAGAGGUUUGAAGAAAUGGAGGCACGGUCAGAAAGAAGGCAUAACAUACUAAUAGAGAGAUUGGAGAGGUUUGAAGAAAUGGAGGCACGGUCAGAAAGAAGGCAUAACAUACUAAUAGAGAGAUUUGAGAGGAUUGAAGAAAUGGAGGCACAGUCAGAAAGAAGGCAUAACAUACUAAUAGAGAGAUUUGAGAGAUUUGAGAGGCUACUUCAGAAGUACAUUGACAGUAAAGAGGAGACAAAGAAAAAUGUUGACGACGAGGCUGUUAUUGAGCAUCAAGAGAAAGAGGUUGAAGAUGUUCAACAAGAUGUUACACCCCUAAUUAACGUUAUUGAAGACGCGUCAGGGAAGACUAUUGAAGUGUCACAAGAAAGUGCUAAGGAUAUUGAUGAUACACAACAAGUUCAUGUGGGGUUUUCUUCUAA
Cuscuta epithymum is the source of this 1761-nucleotide messenger RNA. The record is from the annotation of a GenBank genome assembly. Lineage: Eukaryota; Viridiplantae; Streptophyta; Magnoliopsida; Solanales; Convolvulaceae.